CGCGAGCCGGCCGAGGACCGAGCGCGUCGCUCCCGCGUCCCUACACCGUUCCCGCCUCGCUUUCGCGGUCGCAGCUAUUGCCCCGAGUUUGGUGGUUCUCGUGUCCCGCCUGGCUCUGCGACGGCUUCGCCCGAUGGCGCCUCAGCGGAGAGGACCACCCAGAGUUCCCGAAGGAAAUAGUGCAGCAGAACGCCGGCACGCGAACAGCACCAAGAAGGACCGGCUGCCUCAGGAGGCACAGAGGACAUGGCUAAGGAUUGUGGCCCUUGGGGUCAGCCUUGCUCUGGUCACAUUCCUGCUCUGGAGUAGUGCAGGGAUCGAUGAUGAUGUUGCUGAAGUUGUGGCCCAUCGUGGUGAGGUCCUAGAAGGCAGGUUCAUUGAGGUUCCCUGCUCUGAGGACUAUGACGGUCACCGAAGGUUUGAAGGCUGCACCCCCAGGAAGUGUGGCCGAGGUGUCACUGACAUCGUCAUCACCAGGGAGGAGGCGGAGCAGAUUCGCAGAAUAGCAGAGAAAGGGCUCUCCCUAGGUGGAUCGGAUGGAGGGGCAUCUAUCCUGGACUUGCACUCGGGAGCCCUGUCUGUUGGGAAACACUUUGUGAACCUGUAUAGAUACUUUGGGGAUAAAAUACAAACUAUCUUCUCCGAGGAGGACUUUCAGUUAUAUAGGGACAUUCGGCAGAAGGUCCAGCUCACCAUUGCUGAAGCUUUCGGCAUCCGUGCAUCCUUGUUGUAUCUGACAAAGCCCACAUUCUUCUCCCGAAUAAAUAGCACAGAAGCCCAGACGGCUCACGACGAGUACUGGCAUGCACACGUGGACAAGGUGACCUACGGCUCUUUUGACUACACUUCGCUGCUUUACCUAUCGGAUUACUUAGAGGACUUCGGUGGAGGGCGCUUUGUGUUCAUGGAGGAAGGGUCCAACAAGACAGUGGAGCCCAGAGCUGGUCGAGUCUCAUUCUUUACUUCAGGUUCUGAGAACCUGCACCGAGUGGAGAAAGUCCUCUGGGGCACCCGCUACGCCAUCACCAUCGCUUUCACCUGCAACCCCGACCACGGCAUCGAGGACCCAGUACUCACGUGACCAGCUAGGUCGUGUACUGAGUACCAUGUCUGGAAGCCUGUUCACGACACCCUAGUGUUGCGAUACAGCCCUGUCGGCGAAGGCACUCCUAGGCCGGGUUGAGUGUGUGCUCAUCUCUCCCAUUUCAGCCCAUUGCUGCUGCCCAAAGUGCCUUAUGAAUUGCCCUGAGUUUUAUUUGAUCUGCUGAUGUUUUAAUCUUUUCAUCUGUGAGUAAAUCAAGGAAGGAGCCUGUUA
This is a messenger RNA of Rattus norvegicus (Norway rat), 1315 nucleotides long. It is a transcript of the gene Ogfod3, whose product is annotated as 2-oxoglutarate and iron-dependent oxygenase domain containing 3. Gene Ontology annotation, cellular component: membrane. The record is from RefSeq and is marked provisional. Bases 134 to 1081 code for a protein of 315 amino acids. The transcript is spliced from 9 exons. Gene Ontology annotation, molecular function: L-ascorbic acid binding; oxidoreductase activity, acting on paired donors, with incorporation or reduction of molecular oxygen; iron ion binding. NCBI's taxonomy places the organism in Eukaryota, Metazoa, Chordata, Mammalia, Rodentia, Muridae.